AAUAACGCAGCCAUAACGUUUUAACACGUGGAAGAGUAUUCCUGACAGGGUUAGGACCCGAGCCCUGUGCUCUGUUCGUGUUUCCCUGUGAGCAUCUUUCAUCGUUAGGUGAAUUUUAUGUAUCUAGUGUGUUCACUGUGGCGGAGGAAUCGGAAGCGUAUUAUUUGAUUUGGGCAGGCGAGUUCGAAUCGAGUAUUCCCAUGCGGGUAAGUCACAGACUGAAGGAGUCACAUCUGCCUGCAGAGUUGGCUUGAAGGCUGACUCGGUGUGAGACGAGGGUCUGAUGGAGGUGUGUGGGGAACGGCUGCCCAGCAGACCGCCCCGUGCAGUCUUCCCUCGUGUCGUGUUUAAGCGUUUCGAUUCCUGUGCCGGCCACCGCGCGGAGACGGGCUUGAUCUGUCGCAGCUUGAAGGCCUAUGUUCCAUCUUCUCCUUUUCAGGAGAUGAACGGGGUGCUGAAAGGCAUGCUCUCGGAGUGGUUUUCCUCAGGGUUCCUGAACCUGGAACGCGUCACCUGGCAUUCCUCGUGUGAGGUGCUGCAGAGAGUCAGUGAGUCCGAGGCCGUGCACCCCGUCAAGAGCUGGAUGGACUUGAAGCGCCGCGUCGGGCCUUACCGGAGGUGCUACUUCUUCUCCCACUGCUCCACCCCGGGGGAGCCCCUGAUCGUCCUGCACGUGGCGCUGACCGGCGACAUCACCAGCAACAUCCAGGUACCUGCAGGCAACACAGGCAUCCCGCGACGCCCCUUAAGCUGGUGCAGCCUGGGAGUGGAGGUCGUGUUGGAUGGUCCCUUCCGUGGCGAGCUGACCGCCUCCUGUGGGGCGGAUAGUGAAGGAUGCCUCGGUGCCGAUGAGCGAGGAGAAACAGGAAUCGCGGUCCGGCAUCUUUUAUGUCCAUCACUGGCCAGCAGACUGCAGGGGGUGGAGCUGUUGGAACGUCCUGUGAAGCGAGUCAUCAAGGAGCUAGCAGUGGAGAGCUGUCCCGUGUGGGUGACACGCCUGCUGAACUUGUGUGUUUUCUCCGCCCCCCUCCCGCCACCCCAUGCUUUACAGAAAGACUUUCCUCACCUGGGGACGUUCUCGAGUCUGUCGCCUAUACCUGGGUUCACCAAAUGGCUUCUGGGGCUUCUGAACUCUCAGACGAGAGAGCUGGGGAGGAGCGAGCUCCUCACAGACUCGGAAUGCCGCGAGCUCUCCGAGCUCACCGGGGGCCCCGCCAGCGAGACGCUCAAGGCCCUUCUCGGCAGCAGCGAGUGGGCCAAGUCCGAGAAGCUGGUCCGGGCGCUGCAGGCCCCGCUCAUGCGGCUCUGCGCCUGGUACCUGUACGGGGAGAAGCACCGAGGCUACGCCCUGAACCCCGUGGCCAACUUCCACCUGCAGAACGGGGCGGUGAUGUGGCGCAUCAACUGGAUGGCGGACACCAGCCCGAAAGGCCUGAGCGGCUCGUGCGGCCUGAUGGUCAACUACCGCUACUACCUGGACGAGACGGGCCCCAACAGCACCGCCUACCUCGGCUCCAAGAGCAUCAAGGCCUCCGAGCAGGUCCUCAGCCUGGUGGCCCAGUUCCAGAAGAACAGCAAGCUGUAGGAGGAGGCCUCCCCCGACGCCCGCGCCCCGGCCCAGGGCUCGGGAAGGAGACCUUGCAGGGCGGGGCGGGGGCGUGCAUCAGAACGGGCUCUCUGAGUGAAGCCAGAGUUGACCCGCGGCCUCUGGCUGCUGCCCUGGGGAAGACGCACGGCCCGGCGCAGGUGCACGCGGACCGGGCGGGGUCGCUGUGCUCUCUGCGGAGAUUCUGCUGUGGCCCUCGGCCCGGCCCCCUGCCCGGGGCUGGCGCUGGGGCACCUGCGUGUUCAGGACGCUCCACGGUCGUCCCCCCAGGGCAGGUCUGUCAGCCUCCCGAGGACCAGGGCGAGCGGUCCAGAGGAGAACGGAUUUGACUUCGAGCUUCUAGAAUGUAAUUUGGCAGCGAUUGCUUUGGCCAUUUUUUCUCCAUGCCACACAAAAAGGGAUAUAGGGCUGUGCUGUGUUUUCCCAGUUAAAUUUUACACUUUGAAGCUCAUAAACACAUGAAAGGGCUUGCGACUUUGCACAGAGGUAUCGGGUUUAAUCACUGAACACAGAAGCUGUUGCUGCUUGAGGCCUGCGUUGGAUUAUGGACUCUAAAAUUGUAGGGAUUCGAGUUCACAGUGAACUGGAUAGUAAAGAACAAGUUUGUUCUGUAAAGCAUUAAACGCGAUUAUUUCA
Microcebus murinus (gray mouse lemur) is the source of this 2242-nucleotide messenger RNA. The record is from RefSeq and is a predicted model, not a curated record. NCBI's taxonomy places the organism in Eukaryota, Metazoa, Chordata, Mammalia, Primates, Cheirogaleidae.